GAGCAAAAAAUUAAGUUAUAAGCAAAAUAAAAUAAAAAAUCAAUCGUUGUUUGAUAGAAUUACUUUUCUACAGUUUUUAUUAUUUAUUAUCAUGAUAAUUUCUAUAUUAUUGUUCAUUUUUUGUAAUGGAUUUGGCUAUAUUACAAGUGGACAAUAUAUUAGUAAAGAUGCUCUAUUAAAAAUUAAGCGAACCCAUAAACCAAAGAACUUAUCAGAAGAUCAAAUAAAGCUAUUAUUAAAUCAUUUAAAUUAUUCAUUAUUCCUACAGGAUUUAAAAAAUAUAUUGAUACCUAGGGUAUCAGGAACAGAAGGAAAUAAAAAAGUUACCAGUUACAUACUUAGGCGUUUAAAGGAUGAUAUUGGAAUGAAAACCGAAAAUUAUACCCACUGUCAAUUAGUGCCCGUUUUACACAAGGAUCGAUAUGUUAUGUUUCAUGGGAGAAAUGACAUUAAAAAUAGUGUAGUGGACAAUACGAAUGGAGAAAGAAUUGGGGCUGAAAUAUGUUUUAAUAAUUUGGCAUCCGAAACCAAUCCAGAUGCAUUGAGAAGCCUCGUCUUGGCUUGCCAUCACGAUUCCAAAUACCGCCUGGAGGAAUACAAAUACAAACAGUAUCAAAAAGCUCAAAAAUUUAGGGCACACGAAUCCGAAUUUGAAAGUGAUAAUUUUGAUUCUGAUCAGAGAUUUACUCAAGAACCUCAAUUUUUGGGCGCGACUGAUUCUGCCAUUCCUUGCGCUAUCAUGAUCAAUUUAGCCCAAGCUUUAAGCAGUCCGAUAAGAUGUAACUCUAAAAAUCGGGAAGAUAAGAUAUCUUUACAAAUGCUGUUUUUUGACGGGGAAGAGGCAUUCGAUAUCUGGUCUCCAGAUGAUUCCCUUUACGGUUCUCGACAUAUGGCCAAUCUGUACCAAAAGCAAUUUAUUCCGCUCGGUGAACGAGAAUCUAAUGGCAAGAUUAAUAUGUUGGAAAGAAUAGGUCUUUUUGUUUUGUUGGAUUUGAUCGGAGAAAAGAGCACGCGAUUCUAUGAUUUCUUUCCUUCCACCAAUAAAAAUUUCCAACACCUCGUGAAUAUAGAAAAUAGAUUACAUAGCUACCAACUGCUAAGUCCAUCGAACACUCUCCCCCUCAGGUAUUUUACUAAUUCCAAUCUAAGAUCUCAUGGGGUAGAAGAUGAUCACAUUCCAUUCCUAGAAAAAGGAGUUAAAAUAUUGCACCUGAUUUCUUAUCCCUUCCCCCAUUCCUGGCAUAAAUUCGAUGACGACGGGACUAAUGCGGAUUUCGACACCAUAUUGGAUAUCACCAAAAUUCUGGCUGUUUUUAUAGCCGAAUAUUUGAACCUUCGCGUCGAUACCUCUACCAUGGCAUGCUAAUACAUUUUUUUUCCUUAUCAUUUUAUAAUUUAUUCUCCCGAACAUUUAAAAAAAAUGAAACUAUGCCUUGUGUAAUCAAAAGUGUCUUUUUAAUCGCAUCCUAUUAUGAAAUUGUAUGUAAUGAACCUACCAUAUGUGAUUUUUUUUCAUCCUUAGUGUUUGCAUAUUACAAUAUAUAAUUUAAACCCGUUUUAACUCCCAUGAUUAUUUUAAAUUUAAUUUAAAAUUCUCAGCCCAGGGAAUGUUAUUUGAACAUCCAUUUUUUUUAUUUUUAAAUUUGCAAAGCCGAAUAUUUGAAUAUUUUUUUUUCCAUUCCUUUCAAUUUUUUAAAAAAAUUAUUUUAUUUAUACCGUUUUAAAUAGAAUAAUACGAUUACAAUUUUUCUUUAUAAUUUGGUCUCGGUGAUAAUUAGAUUAUUUAAAUUAUUAUUAUAUAAAUUUCUUAAUUAAAUUUUUUUUAA
Gordionus sp. m RMFG-2023 is the source of this 1826-nucleotide messenger RNA. Its product is annotated as glutaminyl-peptide cyclotransferase-like. The coding region runs from base 92 to 1366 and encodes 424 amino acids. Lineage: Eukaryota; Metazoa; Nematomorpha; Gordioida; Chordodea; Parachordodidae. The record is from RefSeq and is a predicted model, not a curated record. The transcript is spliced from 9 exons. Gene Ontology annotation, molecular function: zinc ion binding; glutaminyl-peptide cyclotransferase activity.